Messenger RNA from Populus nigra (black poplar), 681 nucleotides. RefSeq names its product ubiquitin-ribosomal protein eS31 fusion protein-like. The coding region runs from base 83 to 553 and encodes 156 amino acids. Gene Ontology annotation, molecular function: structural constituent of ribosome; protein tag activity; ubiquitin protein ligase binding. The record is from RefSeq and is a predicted model, not a curated record. Gene Ontology annotation, cellular component: cytoplasm; nucleus; ribosome. Gene Ontology annotation, biological process: translation; protein ubiquitination; modification-dependent protein catabolic process. NCBI's taxonomy places the organism in Eukaryota, Viridiplantae, Streptophyta, Magnoliopsida, Malpighiales, Salicaceae. The transcript has a single exon.
AUCCUCCUCAAAUACCCCUCCCUCAUACACGCCACCGGCCGAAACAGUCUCUUCCCAUUCUGCUUUGCAUCUACAAGCGAAGAUGCAGAUCUUCGUGAAAACCUUGACGGGUAAGACAAUAACCCUCGAGGUUGAGUCCUCAGACACGAUCGAUAAUGUCAAGGCCAAGAUUCAAGACAAGGAGGGCAUCCCACCAGACCAACAGCGUCUCAUUUUCGCUGGAAAACAGCUCGAGGAUGGCCGCACGCUUGCUGACUACAACAUCCAGAAGGAGUCCACUCUCCACUUGGUGCUUCGGUUGAGGGGUGGUGCCAAGAAGAGAAAGAAGAAGACCUACACCAAGCCCAAGAAGAUCAAGCACAAGAAGAAGAAGGUCAAGCUUUCUGUCCUCCAGUUCUACAAGGUUGAUGAUAGCGGCAAAGUCCAGAGAUUGAGGAAGGAGUGCCCUAAUGCUGAGUGCGGUGCUGGAACUUUCAUGGCUAAUCAUUUUGAUAGGCACUACUGUGGUAAGUGUGGGCUUACCUAUGUUUACCAGAAGGCUGGUGGUGAUUAAGCUUACUCGAAUGGUUCUUUAGCUUCUUUUUUCGUUUUAAAGUAUCGAAGAAGGAUUUUGGCCAAUUUCUCUAUUUAGAACAUGUUUGAUGUUGGACAUAAUAGUUAUGUUUUCUUGGUAAUGGUUAA